This is a messenger RNA of Anopheles nili, 1005 nucleotides long. RefSeq lists its product as uncharacterized. NCBI's taxonomy places the organism in Eukaryota, Metazoa, Arthropoda, Insecta, Diptera, Culicidae. The transcript is spliced from 4 exons. The record is from RefSeq and is a predicted model, not a curated record. Bases 33 to 848 code for a protein of 271 amino acids. Gene Ontology annotation, molecular function: pyrroline-5-carboxylate reductase activity. Gene Ontology annotation, biological process: L-proline biosynthetic process.
UUGAACCGUGUGCGAAACGAAAGUGUCUAGCAAUGAGCAAACUUUUAAAACUAGGAUUUCUUGGAGGCGGCAAGAUGGCUCAAGCCAUGGCGAAUGGGUUUAUUUCCGCUGGGCUUACACGUGGCGAUAGCAUGACUGCUAGCUUCCAUCCUUCGGACCACGCCAACAUCGAAGCCUUCAAGUCCUUCGGUGCGAAGACGUACGUCGAGAACCUGCCAGUCGUAAGCGGUUCCGAAAUCAUCUUCAUCUCCGUCAAACCCGCGGUCGUCUCGAGUGUCCUGCAAGCCGUCCGUCCCGCUAGUGCCGGUAAACUAUUCAUCUCGAUCGCGAUGGGCGUAACGUUGCGCGAGCUUGAAAAUUCGCUGGAAUCUUCGGCUCGCGUGAUGCGAGUCAUGCCCAACACGCCCGCACUGGUUCGAGCUGGCGCUUCCGUGUACGUGCGUGGUUCAGCCGCAACGGACGAUGACUGCAAAGUAACGCAGGCCCUUUUCCAAGCCGUGGGCACCUGCGAGGAAGUCUCAGAAACCAUGAUGGAUCCCAUCACAGCCCUCUCGGGCAGUGGACCGGCGUACGUGUUCGUCAUGAUUGAAGCGCUAGCUGAUGGAGCUGUGCGCAUGGGUUUACCACGUGAUCUAGCCUAUCGAUUGGCAUCACAAACGGUGCUCGGAUCCGGUAAGUUGGUUCGCGAAACCGAACGCCAUCCGGGACAGCUGAAGGACGACGUUACGAGUCCUGCCGGAUCAACGGCGGCCGGGUUGGCCCAUCUGGAGCAAAAUGCCUUCCGACACGCCGUCAGUGGCGCCGUGGAAUCGGCCACUGUUCGUUGCCGUGAAAUUUCCAGCAAGUGACACGCGCAACAUCAAUCAUCCACCGAUUGUGUCCUUCGCUCUUUGGGGAGUGCCAGUGCACGAGCAACGAAAAAGUGAUCCUUUAAAUACUUACUUAGUAGAUACGCGUGUGUAUGUGUAUGUGUGUGUUUGUACAUAAAAGGCAAUCGCCGCUGAA